AUGCGCGGCAAUGUAGAAAGAGUCCCAGAUCUAACGAACAAAGACGUCUUUAUCCCGAUCAACUUGAACUCCCACUGGACCCUGGCUUUGGCGAUGUAUCGGGAAACGACGAUUUCUUACUUCAACUCAAUGGACUGCCUUCUCGAAACAGAGGACUACAAUAUGAUCAGAAAACUCGCCGAAUUCUUCGAGAAUAACUACCCGCCAGGCGACAACUCGAGGCUCACAAAGUGGCGCAUUCGAAACAACACAAACAUUCAAGCACAACAAAACUCGGACGACUGCGGCGUCUUUGUGCUUGCCUGGACGAGAGUGAUCGUCACUGAUCUUCGCUACCUCUACCAAGUCGGAAAGGACCCAAAACAAAUGCCAAAGCUGCGAAAAAUCUUCCAGCAGGAAUUGAAAGAAAAUCAACUGAUGAAGAUGCCCUUCUUCGAAACUUUCCAGGGGCAAUAA
This is a messenger RNA of Oikopleura dioica, 456 nucleotides long. Lineage: Eukaryota; Metazoa; Chordata; Appendicularia; Copelata; Oikopleuridae. The record is from the annotation of a GenBank genome assembly.